Messenger RNA from Orbicella faveolata, 4033 nucleotides. RefSeq names its product ankyrin repeat and EF-hand domain-containing protein 1-like. Gene Ontology annotation, molecular function: protein binding. NCBI's taxonomy places the organism in Eukaryota, Metazoa, Cnidaria, Anthozoa, Scleractinia, Merulinidae. The record is from RefSeq and is a predicted model, not a curated record.
CCAAGAAAAAUGGUCCUAAUGAGCCAAUCAGAAUCAAGAAUGCGAUGUUUUCUCUCGUGCCUCGAGAUUCCCUAACAACGACACGCGAGACAAGUUAUGUUGAGUCCUUCAGCAGGGAAGAUGACAUAUUAACUCCAGCUUGGUCGUUCUGAUGGUUUUUCCACGCCGUGGAAAGUGUACGUUCACGAGACGGGAUCUGCUGGCGUUUAAUCGCUAAGUUUUCGAGGAGAGUGGUCGUUUGGAGCGUUGGGAAAAAUCCCCGCAGCUCGGCAGUUUAGAAUAUAAUAAUGCCGAUCGCGGAAGAUCGUUUAGAACAACUACAAGUUCUAAAGUUACUGCAGUCUGUUCGAAACGAAGAUGUGGAACAAAUAGAGAAGCUGACGACUCAUGGAGUCCCUUACUUAAUCAAUUACUCAGAACCUGAAAAUGGGGAGACAGGACUUCAUCUGGCAGCAUGCAAGAACAAUGAGAAGAUGAUCUCUUUUCUGUUAGAUCUUGGUGCAAGUCCAAACAUGGUGGACUUGAAAGGUUGUAGCCCUGCCAUGAGAGCAGCAGAGUUUGGUCAUACGCAGGCCUUGACUCUCCUAGCUGAGGCAGAUACAGACUUGUCAUUAAGAGACAAUGAAGGAAAGGGAAUCCUGUUUUACUGUAUCCAACCAACCAAACGUCAUCUAGAAUGUCUGCAAAUUGCACUAAAGCAUGGAGCAGGUGUUAAUUAUGUGAGCAAGGAUGGCCAACCUUUACUGUUAGUAGCUGCUGAGGCUGGACUUGACAACAUUGUGGCAGCUCUUCUUAUUGCUGGUGCAGACCCCAAUGGAGUUCACGCGAAUACUGGCCAGACAGCUCUUCAUGCAGCAUCAGCUGCUGGAAGUGUGGCUUGUGUCAGAGAAAUCUUGGAGGCUGGAGCUGACUGUGAUGCUCUGGACAGUGAAAAUUACCACUCAGCACACAGGGCUGCUUUCAGUGGCCACUUUGAUGUGAUUAGAGUGCUGGCAGCUUAUGGUGCUGAUCUUGGUAAAGUUGCUUUGGAUGGAAACACUCCUCUGCAUUAUGCUGCCCAGCAGGGAUUUGGACCUAUAUGCAAAUUUCUUUCACAGAGAGGUUGUCCGUCAAUGUUAAAGAACAAAGAAGGGAAAACACCCAGAUUGUUGGCAAAGGAUAAUGAACAUAAAGAUGCUUUGAAAGAAUGCCGCAAAGCUGAAAAACAGUCGGCGAAACUGGCUAAAGGUGCAAGUAGAACUGGGGAACCAUAUGCCAUAAGACUUUAUGACUGGAUUCAAGAACAUGAAGAGAAAGUGCUGAAUAUUUGUCAUCAGUUUGACCCAGAGGAAGAGGAUGGAAGGAGAAAAGGAAAAAUUACCAAGGACAACUUUGUAAUGUGUUUGCAGACAAUAAAUUGCCCUUUAGAAGUAGAAGAUUUAAAUAAAUUAGCACAGAUGCACGACCCCAGCAAAGAAGAUGCUGUAGAUUAUUCAUUGUUUAUUACUUGUAAAAAGUUCAUCAGUAAGCAAUUUAUGGUUGUUCUUGGAAAGAAAAAGAAGAAGAAAGGUGGAAAGAAAGGAAAGAAGAAAAAGGGCAAAACAAAAAUACCAAUUCCAAUUUGUACAGCACCUGAUGGCCCUCGCACAAGACACGGAGGCCCUCCAGCAGACUUUGUAGAAAGAUAUGUGCACUUCACAGAUAACACCAGAUUUGAUCGUGACCACCCCCCUUCACAUCCCAUACAAGAUGACUCAUCCUGGUAUCUUAAUUUCCCAGAUAUAACUUACGUGAACAUUAGUGAUGCCGCCAAAGUAGGAGACUUAGAGACGUUAAGAUCAUCUUUUGCCCGAGGAAUAUCUCCAGACCAACGAGACAAAUAUUACAAGACACCGCUGAUGUCGGCGUGUGCGCAUGGAAACAUUGAUGUAGCUAUAUAUUUGUUACAGAUUGGGGCCGACAUCAAUGCACGAGAUAAUUUCAAGUGGACUCCACUCCAUCACGCUUGUCACUCGGGCCAGGAGGAUCUUGUUCAGCUUCUGCUUGAAAACGGCGCAGAAAUGGAUGCACAGACCAUCAAUGGAGGAACACCUCUGAUGAGAGCUAUUGAGAGCUCAAGAGAGGCUGUGGUAGAGCUGCUCAUUUCCAAAGGAGCUAAAGUUCAGCUAGAAAACAAGAAAGGGCACACUGCACUGGAUGUUGCCAAGGCAUACGCGGAUCCUCGAGUGGUAGCUAUUGUACAGAAACGAUGGGACGAGAUACCGCCACCCGUGGAUAAGAAAAAACGAAAGUUCGCACCUCGGCCCAAGUCUAAAGCGCAGUCCAGUGACGGAGAAGGGCUUGGUAACGACGGUGACGACGGCCCUGGUAACGAGGACGAUGAAGGUGGUGAUGAUGAUGAGUAGAACUGGAUACGGGAGUUCAAGAAAGCAAACGAGUUUACCGGAUUGUGAUGGAAAAAAAGAAAGAAAAAAAUUCGUUUAACAAUAAUAUUUGUCAAGAGAAUAUCAGAUUACGCUUCUUUAAUUGUUCAAACUGUAUUAGAGCGCAAGUUUUUUGGGAAUUACGUCUUUGUUGGUACCGCUUUUAGUAUUUGAGUGAAGUUGAAUGUGGCAACUUUUCACUUUAUCAGCGUCCUGUUCUAAACGGCCGGGAGAUUGUUACGUGAAAUAUUAAAACAAGUAAGAUUCAAGGAAAGUAAGAAAGUGCCGCGACCAGCAUCAAUUCAAAUUCUUGUAUUGGUAGGAUAGUUGCGGUCAAUAAGAAAAGUUCGAUUUUGCGCAAUGUUUCCAUGUUUGUUCAGGUAAAGAAGAUUCAUUGUAAGUUGUGAAAUGUUAAAAAUGCACCGUUGAAAUAAAAAUGCACUGAAUUAAAAGUGUUUUGAGUUGAUCGUUCCAUAAUUCAACUAUUUGUGUUGUACAUAAAUAAAUGAUAAGUGACUUCAGAAAGUAAUCAGUUGGUUAAGCAGACAAUAGAUUGAGGGCCUCUUUACACGAGCCCGGGUUGAAUCACCGCAGAGAGUGCUGAAAUAAACACAUUAACCGAACCCGAGCUGUCAGUCUCCAGUAGCAUGUGUACCGACCAAAAAUCUGAAAACAUGGGCUAGAAAGAUGACAAACAAAAACCCUACAAAGUCUAGUAAAACGAAAUAGUGGGAGACCGUGAUGUGCAAACCAAAAAAGACGAAAAACGAAACAAACAUGGUUAUCUGAGUGAAAGUACUAACCCCGGUUUGCCUUUGGUCCAUAGUCGGGUCAACACGAAUCUCGACAAGGGUUACCCGGUAAGAGGGGCUGACGCGGCUUGACCAAUUUUUUCAUGCGAACGCUUACAAGCAUUUGACUGCCAAAGGGUUACCCUUCGCGAUAAUUAGAAAAUCCCCGGGCUCGUGUGAAGAGGCCCUGAAUCAGGGCAUGUCAAUUCAACGGGAUGUGUUAUAGCGGAGCGCCGAUGAUGGUUUGGGUUGUUCCGAGUGUUCUCCUUUCCCUGGGGUUCACUAGCUCUGAACGAUUUUCACGACUCGACAGAGAAGCAAGCCCAUGUAUAUUAUAGUAGCUUUAAUGUGUUACGGUGAGGGAGUAUUGUACAUUCUCGAUUCAGCAGACGUCCCUUCCCGUAACACGAGGUACACAUAUUAACCCCCAAAACACGAAACUAAAUCACGCAGCACUUGUCUCUUAUAACGUAACGCUUGUCUCUUGUAACGCAACAAUGGAGUUGCGUGAUUACCUAGUCACCAAGGGAACUAGGACUUUCGCCAAGAUUUGCAAGUUUCAUGGCAGAGCUGCACGAUUUCUAAGUUGCAGACGUCAACUCUGGUGAAACAUGUUGCAUUCCUACCUCUCUAGAUGCGUUCGCUGUCUUUGAAAAUCUGUCGUUGUGGUAUUCAUACGCAUUACUCCUGACAGCCGCUAGAUAACCAUGUCAAUUCUCCUAACCCAUUCCCAUCCAUUUCCAUUAGUGAUAGCUCUGAGAAUUUAUUGUUUCAUCAAUGCGACAGCCUCUGCAAAACAGCCUGUAAAGCCAAAUAUGCUCUACAAUCUUUUCCCUUGUA